Caretta caretta (loggerhead turtle) is the source of this 906-nucleotide messenger RNA. Lineage: Eukaryota; Metazoa; Chordata; Testudines; Cheloniidae. The record is from RefSeq and is a predicted model, not a curated record.
AUGCCCAGCCCAGCGAGCGCCGAGCGGCUGGGCGCCCCGGGACAGGCGGGCGGGCGGGCGGCGGCUGCCCUCCCUCGCGGCAGCGGCGGGGCCAGCCGGGGGCCGGGGGUCGGUCGGCUCCUCGGCCCCGCGGGGUCCCCCCUCCGCCGGCUCCUCUCGCCUCCCCCGAGUCACUCGCCGGGCUCCGCGCAGCUUCCAGCCGCCUCCGGGGCCACCCCAGCCGGCCGCCGGCUGCCGUCAGAUGCCAUCGCAGCGCGGCUCCCGGGGCAUGGUGCGCGGCGGGGGCCGGCAGCCGCGUGUCCUGCCCCCGGGCGCUCUCCGGGACCAGCCGCUCCGGAGAAGCGGCCCCCCCCCCAAAAAAAAAACCCAAAAAACGCCCCCCCGGCCGACGGCGGCAGCAGCCCGCGGGGAGCCGAUGCACACGGCUGCCCUGCGGCCCCCAGCCCGGGGCCCCCUCCCCAGGCAGCGGCCGGGGCUGGGGAUCCGCGGGGCGAGCAGCGCGGGCGGGCGGCCGGGAACAACGCAGCAGCCGCCGCCGCCCGGGGCCACGCACCUGCCCCAGCCCUGCCCGGGGAUGCAGCGUCCGGCAGCGGCCGGGCUCGGCGCGUGUGUGAGCGGCGAGGGGCGGCCGGGGCGGUCACGUUGCGCUCUGCGUGCGGGGAGCCGGGGCUGGGGAGCCGCAGCCCGGCGACGUCAAAGCCUGCGUGGCUCGGCUGCCUGCCGGCCCGCCUGCCCGCCCCCUCCUCCGCCCCCUUCCCCGCGCCGGCGCCGAGCUGCGGGGGGGGGGGGCCCGGCCGCCCCAGCCCAGGGGCAGGCCCGCCGAGCCCCCCUCGCACGUGGGGAGGCCGGAUCGCAGCCGGGGGCGGAGGGGACCCUCCUGCCCCUACGCCCCCGCCCCCGGCUUGA